AUGUCCACCAAGUUUCCCGCUCCUUCACAUCCAUCCUCUGACAGUAUGACUCUAGUCUCUGACGACCCUAGUUAUUGGCCACUCAUCAACUCUUUUCGUAUUGACAGCUAUUUCAUAGUUGCCGCCUUUGUUGCAGUGACAUAUGAUUGGGUCCUUACGUUCGGACAAGAGGUCGAACUGGUCUGGAGGCAACGUUGGUCCCUGAUGGCCAUUCUCUAUCUGAGCGUGCGCUAUCUUGGAGUAUUAUUUGUCAUCAUGAACAUACUAAGCCGGAUUCUGUACCUCGUGUGGAAUUGGACGAGUGUUGUGGCAUUUCCAAUGCUGUGUGUCAUCAUGAUCACACGGUUACAUACCAUGUAUCAACGAUCCAGAAGGAUCCUGAUAUUUCUCGUCGUCGUGUCCUUGGCAGUCAACAUUUUCGACGUAGCGGCCACUGUAAUGGCAACGAGGGAUAUUUCAGGGGAGGAACUCAUUCUCUCUGGCGCCUAUGUGUGCACGAUUUACAAUGUGGACAAUUCCAUACUAAAUUCCAUGACUUGGAUACUCGGCGCUGUCUGGGAGGUCCUCGCACUGUGUCUCGCAGUCUGGACUGCUGUAAAACACUUCCGUGAACUGCGACAACAUUCGGCAGGAGGGAUUAUCGGCGACUGUUUUACGGUGUUGAUCAAAUCCCACGUGCUUUACUUUGCGAGUUAUGUUGCUGUGUCUUGCUUCUACCUCAUUAUUUAUUUGUUUCCAACGCUCUUCAUGGACGUAUUUUCCUUCAAAACUCAGAUUCUUAUUGGUGUUCUUCAGAUUUUGGAAGCCAUACAGUUCUUUGUGUUGGGACCACGCCUCAUCCUUAGCGUUCGAGAAUAUCACGCUCGGCUCGUGGCUGAUUCUGAUGCAGCAACCGGCAUGAUCUCAAUCGCUUUCCAGGAGCGCGUGCAAAUAUCAACUGGCAGUGGCGUGUAG
Messenger RNA from Suillus clintonianus, 954 nucleotides. RefSeq lists its product as uncharacterized. NCBI's taxonomy places the organism in Eukaryota, Fungi, Basidiomycota, Agaricomycetes, Boletales, Suillaceae. The record is from RefSeq and is a predicted model, not a curated record. The transcript has 12 exons. Bases 1 to 954 code for a protein of 317 amino acids.